Messenger RNA from Pelobates fuscus (common spadefoot toad), 768 nucleotides. Its product is annotated as phospholipid scramblase 2-like. The record is from RefSeq and is a predicted model, not a curated record. The transcript is spliced from 7 exons. Bases 7 to 768 code for a protein of 253 amino acids. Lineage: Eukaryota; Metazoa; Chordata; Amphibia; Anura; Pelobatidae. Gene Ontology annotation, biological process: plasma membrane phospholipid scrambling. Gene Ontology annotation, molecular function: phospholipid scramblase activity. Gene Ontology annotation, cellular component: plasma membrane.
CAACGUAUGAGUGCAGGUGGAUCUUGCAAAUCAAGGCAAGCUAUGACCCAGGCUCAGCUGAAACCUGAAUCUGCACCUGGAUUAUAUCCUCUAGUACCUUCUGGGCUGGAACCACUUAUAGAGGUUGAUGAAAUUAUACUAAAUAAAAAAGUUUUCCAGACCAGAACUGGAGAAGAUCUUUUCUAUGUGUUCCAUGACCGUGAAUGUUGUGGAUCAUCUGUUCACAUUACACUGAAGAACCAGAAGAGAAGAGAUGUUGUUUUUCUCCAUUUGCUAUCACAAGGAGGAUGCUGUGACACAUUUCUGUCAGAGAUGCGCAUUGAAGCCCCCCGAACGUUUACAAUCGGCUAUGUCAAAGUCUCCAGUUCCAUUAAUAAACUGAUGUUCUCCAUUCAGGAUAUGCACCGGGAAUUUCAGUUUACAGCUGAGCUGUCUUCGAGGUUACUCCAAGAUCAGAGCAUCCAGAUAUUGAGUGCGGUAGGGUCUCAUCCUGUGGUCAAAAUAUCGAGGUAUAAAAAAAACAAUUCACAGCUAACCAGCUUCCAGUUUCCCUGGGACAUGGAUGCCAAGAUGAAGGCUGUAAUUCUGGGAGCUUACCUGUUCAUGAGUUACCACCUUCGCCAGACUUCCCGUGAUCAUUCUUCUGGAUCUGGCUUUGAUGCUGGUGACUGGGCCAGUAGUUGGGGAGAUUGUGGAGGUGGAGACUGUGGCGAUGGUGGUGGUGGAGACUGUGGAGGUGGUGGAGAUGGUGGUGGUGGUGGAGAGUAA